ACCCUAGCCAUCCACACCCUCCUCUUCACCAGACUCGUUUUUUGACAUUUUCUUCCUCGACCAUGAAAAGAGCUUUUGACAAUGGAGUAUCCGCAAUGAGCCCGGACAUGGCAAAUUGCCUGAUAUUUCUCUCGGGCAGCGUCGACACCAUGCCAAUAAGGAGAACCGAUUGUCACGGCGGCGACUUCGAGUGCAAGACCUGCAAACGCCAGUUCCCGUCGUUCCAAGCAUUGGGAGGCCAUCGAACGAGCCACAAGCGGCCAAAGCUGUCGGAACCAAAGCUGGAGGAUUGCACGGUCUUAACCUUGGGCUCAACGGCAAUGCCCAGGAUGCACGGGUGCACGAUUUGCGGGCUCAAGUUCGCGAAUGGCCAGGCCUUGGGUGGUCACAUGCGGAAACACAGAGCAGAAGUUUUGAGCGAGGUCACGGCGAACAUGAACUCGGUAAUCCCAGUUGUCAGGAGGUCCAGCAGUAACAACAGGAGGGUUAUGAGCCUCGACUUGAACUUGAGUCCUCUUGAGAAUGACUUGAAGAUCUUGCUCGGCGAGCUAACGCCGAGAAUACUGAUCCAUUGAUGAAUUGAUUCUUUUUGGUGUGAUUGAUCUGACUUUCAACCUUUUACAUUUUCUUGCUUUGUUAUUCGGGUUUUGCUUUUACCCAGAAUUGAGUUUCAUUCAUUCAUUCGUUGUACAAAACAAGACUCGCCAGAAGCAAUUGAUCGUCGUGUAUA
This is a messenger RNA of Syzygium oleosum, 730 nucleotides long. RefSeq names its product zinc finger protein ZAT11-like. Gene Ontology annotation, biological process: response to chitin; response to stress. The transcript has a single exon. The record is from RefSeq and is a predicted model, not a curated record. NCBI's taxonomy places the organism in Eukaryota, Viridiplantae, Streptophyta, Magnoliopsida, Myrtales, Myrtaceae. Bases 63 to 575 code for a protein of 170 amino acids.